Populus trichocarpa (black cottonwood) is the source of this 5199-nucleotide messenger RNA. RefSeq lists its product as uncharacterized. The record is from RefSeq and is a predicted model, not a curated record. NCBI's taxonomy places the organism in Eukaryota, Viridiplantae, Streptophyta, Magnoliopsida, Malpighiales, Salicaceae. The transcript has 8 exons. Bases 172 to 4872 code for a protein of 1566 amino acids.
UUUUUUUUUAAACGCUCACUCACCACUCCAUAGUCUAUAGUCCUCUCCCUGUCCGUGCCCUUUACUCCCCCCCGCGUCCGUCAAACUUUUUAUUACAUUUUCAACUGCCAUGGAUGCGCAUUUCAACAGAAACUGAAUUAGGAAAAUCGAAGAAAAAUCGAAGAAAAAAAAAUGUUCAGGCUACACAAACACAAGUCAGAUAAAUUUGGAGGCACACUUGACUUCAAGUUCUCCAGCUUCCAGGCUCUUCAGGUACCAAAAGGAUGGGACAGGCUUUUUGUGUACAUAAUUUCAGUAGAAACUGGAAAGACGCUGUCCAAAUCUGGGAAAGGGUCGGUGAGGAACGGAACUUGUCGAUGGACGGAGAGUUUGACGGAGUCCAUUCCGGUUUCGGAGAAAGAGAUUGAUGAUUGUCUCUUCAAGUUUGUUGUUUCCAUGGGAUCGUCGAGAUCGGGCAUCCUUGGAGAGGCUACGGUUAAUCUGGGGAGUUAUAGGAAUGCAGAAACUGCUGUUCCUGUUUCGUUGCCGUUGAAAAAGUGUAACCAUGGAACCAUUUUACUAGUUAGAAUUCAGUGCCUGACACCAAGAGCAAAACCCAGGGAGGAGCAGUUUGAAGAGCCUGGUUCAUAUGCAGAGGAUGUGAUUGCUGUUGACUACAUUGACAUGGAAAACAAAUCUGAUGUUUCUGAUAGCUCAGUCGCCAGGAGUGUUGGAUCCUCAUCAAGUAACCAUUUGGAUAGUGCAUCUGGUACAGGAGAACAUAGUAGGGAAUUGAGUUUCUCAGCAUCAGGAUCACGCUAUAGCUUUGACUCAAUGGAGGGUUCAUUGGAUUAUUCCCUGCAAAAUAACUUAAUUGGCACCAGCAAUCUUGUUGGGAGACAAGAUUCAACUGGCUCCCAGAACAGUUCUUCUUACGGAUCUUAUUCUCUUAAUGAUUCUUCCAGAUCAAAUCACUCGUCCUUUAAUUCAGCUUCACGAAGCCAUCUUCAGAAUCAAAGAGAAAGUCUUAAUCAGGUUUCAAGAACUGUUGCCUCAUCACCAUUACGGAAUGCUGAUUCAUCUAAAGAUCUUCUGGAAGCUGCAGAAGCUACAAUUGAGGAGCUUCGAGCAGAAGCGAGGAUGUGGGAACAAAAUGCUCGUAGAUUAAUGUUUGAUCUGGAAAAAAUGCGGAAGGAUUUAUCAGACCAAUCAAUGCACUGUGCAAGUCUUGAAAUGCAGCUUUCAGAAUCGCACAGAGAAUGUGAUGGCUCGAAGCAGAAGAUUGAACAAUUGAAGAUCCUGUUGGAGGAAUCCGUAGCAAAGCAAACAACCACUGAGAAGUUGAAGUUUCAGGCCAAAGAAAUGGAUAAUUUUCAGAAAGAAAUAGAAGAUGAAUUAAAGUUUCAGAAAGAAACGAAUGCUGACUUGGCUUUACAGCUAAAGAAAACCCAAGAGUCGAACAUUGAGCUUGUUACCAUACUUCAGGAACUGGAAGAUACCAUAGAAAUACAGAAAAUAGAAAUUUCCGAUCUGUCAAAAAUUCAAUCCAAAAGUCAAAAAGCAGGAAAGUAUCACCUUGAAGUCCAAAACAGUGAGGAGACCAAACGAAUGAAGAAAUCUUUUGCUAAGGAUACAAGAGAGGCCUCUUGUGAUUCGGGUAUGGAAGGCAGUACUGUUGAGCAGGAAUUGGAUGAUUUACCUGUAGGUUCUGAAUCAGAGGACAGCAGGAGCCUGGAGCUGGAGUUUCAGCAACUGCAAGAUUCACAAAAGAAUUUAGAAAGUACUAUCAAGCCUCCGGAGAGAUCUCUUGAGAACAAAAUCCAUGCAAUUGAGGUUGAGCAAAGUUUAAAAACUCAAACUCUAAUGGAUUGCGAAGCAGAAUGGAGAGAAAAACUAGCUGCCAAGGAUGAAAAGAUCACCAAUUUGGAAGCAGAGUUAUUCAAAGCUCUUAAUCCUCUUCAAUUUCAAAAUGGAGAUGAUCGCGAACUGAUUAAAGAAAUUGAAGUUCUGACACAGAAGAUGGAGGAACUUGAGAGAGAUUGCAGUGAGCUUACAGAAGAAAAUCUAGAACUUGUACUUAAGCUCAAAGAGUCAGAAAAGUAUGGUGCCUCUACUAGCCCUUCAUCAAAUGAAUGUUUGGGGAAUCAUUCUCUCUUAACCUCUGAAUCUGAGGUUAGAAAAUUGAGAUCCCAAAUAUGCAAGCUUGAAGAAGAGAUGCGUAAGAAGGAAAUAAUUAGCCAACAACUUUCCACUGAAAUGGCUAAAACAUUAUCUGAGUUGCAGGAGCACAUCCAAUCAUGUUUAGCCAAUGUGAAGAAGCAACAAUGUGAUCCAUGUUUUCCGAUAAAUGGAGAAUGUAGUACUGCUUUUGAUAAACCUGUCAUUUCAAAUGAUACAGAUUUGUUUAAUCAAAAAGAGAGAGCAAAGUCUAUUCUGAACAGUUUUGUCCAGCUAAAAGAUUUGUUUGAAGCAAAAUCUGCUUUGUUCAAAAAUGAAGUUCACCAAAGCAAAGAGGUAAGAGCAAAAGUGGUGAAUCCUGAUGAGCUCCGGAACAAUUUGGAGGCUUAUGACUCAGGGGGAAAUACUUUCAGCACUUGUGGUCCACAACCAGAAAGCAUGCAAAUGGAAUCUACACCUGAGAUGACAGAUUUAGAAAAGGAGCUUUUGGAAAAGAUAUCUGGCAUGGAUAAGCUUAAUUCUUUGAAUGAACAAGAGAUAGAUGCUCUAAGGCAUUCCCAAACGGAGCUAGAAACACAGAUUUCUAAUCUUCAGAACGAGAGAUGGCAGUUGGAGCAAAAUCUUGAAGUUACGCUAAGAGAAAGCAUGGUGACCUCUAAAUGCUUGGAUGAUUUACGAAAGGAAAUGACGAAGCUUAGUAGUAACAGGGAUUCACAAGCUUCAGCCAAGGAGAUCCUAGAAAGGAAGUUGUCAGAGCUGGAAAGUGGCAAAUUGGAGAUGGAAGUUCACUUGUCUGAACUAGAAAAAGAAAAUGUACAGUUAUCAGAGCGAAUAUGUGGCUUGGAAGCACAAUUAAGAUAUUUGACCAACGAUAGGGAAUCAACCAGCGAGGAAUUGCAUAACUCGGAAUCUAGUAAUAUGAGUCUCCGGGAAGAGAUAAGAAGACUGGAAAGUGAAUUGGAGGCACAAAAGGUUGAUGCGAGGCAAAAGAUGCAGGACAUGCAAAAGCGUUGGUUAGAAGCUCAAGAAGAGUGCGGGUAUCUGAAAGUAGCAAAUCCAAAGUUACAAACUACAGCUGAAAGUCUUAUUGAAGAAUGCAGUGUGCUUCAGAAAUCAAAUGCAGAACUGAGGACGCAAAAGAUGCAGUUACAUGAGCAUUGUACAAUUCUGGAAGCUGAGUUAAGGGAUUCAGAAAAGUGUUUUUCUAAUAUGUCGAAGGAAGUAGAAGCUCUUGAAGGAAAGUAUAUAUUGCUGCAGCAAGAAAUUGCCUCAAAAGAGCAAGCACUUGGUAUAGAACUAGAUUCACUUCUUCAAGAAAACAAGAAAUAUAAAGAGAAACUUGCUAUGGAGGAGAAUUUUCUGAACCAGAUGCACUUGGAGAAGACAGUUGAAGUUGAGAAUCUUCAAAGAGAGGUUGCACAUCUGACUGAACAGAUAUCUGCAACUCAUGGAGAAAAGGAAAGGACAGCUUCAGAAGCUGUGAUUGAAGUGUCUCAUCUGCGUUCAGGUAGAGCUAUGCUGGAAGCUUCUCUGCAAGAAUUACAAGGAAAACUCGAAUUAUCUGAGAGUAACCUCUGUACCCUCCAGAUGGAAUCAGAGAUUAAAGUGCUUGGACUUAUGCAAGAACUUGCUGCUUCCAAACAAAAUCAGGAAGUUCUGAUGGCUGAUCAUGAAAAGCUGCUUGAAUUGUUAGAAGAUGUCAAAUCCAAUGAAGAGAAACAUAAAAGCAGUGUUAAGGGGCUGGAAAUAAAACUUAAAGCUUCUGAAUAUGCGAGGCAACAAGUUGCAGAGGAAACUUCCAGCCUUCAGAUCCAAUUGCAGAAAACAUCACUUCUUCAAGACGAGAUUCUGGAUCUUAAAAGAUCGCUUAAUGAGGUCAAAUUUGAGAAUCAAAAGCUUGAAGCUUCAUUGCAGAUGUUAUCAGGGGAUUACGAGGAACUGAAGACCGAGAAAAUCCUGUCUAUGCAGAAGAUUUCUGACAUGCAGAGGGCUGUGUCUGAAUUAGAAGACUGCAAAAGGAGUAAAGUUGCCCUGGAGGAGAAGCUUUUGCGACUGGAUGGGGAUUUAACCGCAAGAGAAGCAAUAGGUGCUCAGGAUGCUGAGCUGAAAAAUGAGCUUGCUCGGGCUAAGAGAGCAAAUAGUGAAUUCCAGAGGAAGAUAAGAUACCUCGAAGAGGAGAAGCAGGAGUGCCUGAAGAAAGCUCAAGCUCUUGGAGAGGAACUUGAACAGAGGAAAGCAUCAAAACAGGAUCAACAUAGUUUCAGUGAUGCAAGCCUCCCUUCUGGUCCUGAAUCCAGUGACAUGAAUUCUUCUACUCCUGAUGAAUUCAGUGUCUCACAGGUCGGUACGAAAUCGAAUUUUAAUACUGGAAAUGCUCCAGGUAUAGGAUUGGAUUCUUUGUCAAAGAUCCAACUACUCGAGAAUGAACUAGCUGAGGCUUUGGAGGCAAAUGAUAUGUACAAAGCCCAGCUUAAGAGCUUGUUAACCGAGGAGUACAAGGAUCCAUUAAAUGCUCCCAAGAAGUUGUUGGAUGAAGAUGUAGUAGUCGAAGGAGAUGGAUAUGAGGGUAAGAUAUCAUCACUUCAGACAGAGCUAAAAGAUUUGCAGGAGCGCUACUUCGACAUGAGCCUCAAAUAUGCAGAAGUUGAAGCUGAACGUGCGAAACUUGUACUAAAGCUGAAGCCUGUCAAUAAUGGACGAAGGUGGUUUUCAUGAGUCCAGAGGACAUUCCCGUGGUUUCUAAAAUUCAACCUUUUCCAUUCCUGGCCGGAGCACCCCUUGCCGGAGCUCCAUUCUUUUCACUAAUUCUAUUUAUUGUAGAUCCCAUUGCUACAAAUCCUAUUUAAUAGAACAUCAUAACUUCUCCAUAGAUCGAAGUCACAUAUGAAAUGAUAGUGUCUGCUUAUUGAACACAACGAAAACUGAACUAGAAAUAUGCUCCCUCUUGCCACGUUAUAGCAUGUUCUUGUGUAAAAUCACACAGCAGUGAUUGGACAUGCCAAUUCCAAAGUAUAAUUCAUAGUUUUUUUAUUUACCGUUUCA